Molecule: messenger RNA, 1421 nt
Organism: Purpureocillium takamizusanense
Lineage: Eukaryota; Fungi; Ascomycota; Sordariomycetes; Hypocreales; Ophiocordycipitaceae
Exons: 3
Coding region: 188-1318 (376 amino acids)
Biological process (GO): lipid droplet organization; lipid storage
Cellular component (GO): endoplasmic reticulum membrane
Source: RefSeq, a predicted model, not a curated record
CAUCUUUCUCUCUCCAUCUGCCCGUCACUGCUGCUGUCCUUGGACUUUCUUCAGCACUGAGGACCGCAGUGUUAUUCUGGUGCAAUUUGUAAGCUCGAGAUGGUCUCGACGACUGCAACAAACGAGAGGUAUUGACAUUGAUUCGCACGGAACUGGCCCGGGCGGCGACAGCGUCCCAACGCGACAGAUGGAUGCCAUUGAGGAGACCGCUCGUGUGGUGACGUCGAAACCUGUUCAGCGAGCCGUUGUCAACACCGCCCUGCUGGUGUCUGGCGCUACCGUGCUGCUCUUGUCGGCGUCCCUCGCGACGGGACUGUUCUUUCAAAACUUUGUUCCCGAUCGAUUUGUAACGACACCAAUACACCUUCAAUAUGGGACUGCUCGCAACCCGUACGGCAUCGCAUCACUCGCCCGCCCACCAUUGCUGAAAUCCCAACAAGAAUACGACAUUUCUAUUGCGCUAUCAAUGCCACGAUCACCUGCGAAUACUAUGCGCGGCAACUUCAUGGUGUCAUUGUAUCUCCUUGCAUCAGAAGCGAAUAAGAAGCUGGAGCUGGACUCUCGCACCUUCGCCACUCACGACACCAAGAUCAGUGACCACACAAUCAUUUUUUCAUCAAGGAGAUCUGCCUUACUUCCUUACGUCGAUCCCAUUGUGUCAAUUGCGAACCGGCUCGUCUUGUUACUCUAUCAUAUGAUAUUUCCAAGCUCACAGACAUGCACAAUGACUGUGGCUCUGGCGGAGCGUCUUGAGUUCCCGAAAGACUCUGUGAUCCCCGCCUCCGCUUACCUGGAGGUUGAGGCCGGCCAAGACAUUCAGAUAUAUAGCACUACUCUGACUAUGACGGCCCAACUACGGGGACUUCGUUGGCUAAUGUUUCACUACCGGCUGGCCACCUACGUCGCAUUCACUCUCCUAUUUUGGGUUUGCGAGGUCAUUUUCAUGGCCUUGGCUUGGACGGCUUGGAGUGCCGUCACUGGUUCCAAGCAGGCUGGCAAAGCUCAUCAUCAUAUGUAUGACGACGAGAACAGUGACGACGGCGCGCCUGAACAGUCAUCCGACUACGCGCAUACGUUCCCCACGUAUGGAACCCAGCCGCCGCUGAAACACGAGCCAGCUGUCAAGGAGGAAGAUGUUGAACGACAUACACUUCGAAUAUCUGACAUACCUGUCGCUGGUGCUGAGGCCGACAAUGAGGAAGAUACCGAUGACAGUGGCGACAGAACCAGAUACGAUUCUGGUAUAGGAACAAGUUACGAUUCAGAGAGGCGUUCUACUGUGCGCAAGAGGCCUUCUCGAGGCAGGCUUGAUGGAUGAGCCUGCGGAUGUCCCAAUUUUCCCCAUGAGCUUGCUGGUUCUACCCUUUUUAUAGCAACAGAUACCCGACUUUAUCGCUUCAAUCUGUCGUGAUGCUUUAUGC